UCUUAAAGGUUCAAAUUUCUAGUACAAAAUCUUCGCAAGUUGUAAAAAUAUAAAUCUGUCUUUACCUGAACCGUCAUUUCCAUCUCUUGCAACACGCAGUUGUCGUCUUCGUACGUGCACGCGUGUUUUGUACAUAGGGGCGUGUUUGGCGGGGGGCGUGUUUAGCCGGGGCUGCGUCUGCAGCUAGACCUAACUCGGAAAGGGAGGAAACUUUGGGCAGCGGCCAGAAGCAUCUGUGCAUCCAGUGUGAAGUAAAGCCUGCCCGCGGCGCCUUUCGGGAAAAGAGUCGCUAUAAGUAAUAUCUGAAUGUUAUUAUCAGACAAGCUAUUACACACCUAAUAGUGGUUUUGCCUUCGGAUUAGAUCGAGCCUACAUUUUAACUCAUAUUUCUCAAUCAAACAUUUCUUUAUUAUUUUAUAACCAGGCACCGCUUUAGGCAGCUUGACAUAUCGCUGGUGUACACGGGGUCUUUGUACGUUUUCAAAUGAGUGUACCCAAGACGUUUUUUAAUAACAGAAACCUACUAAACCUCUUAAAUCUGUUUGAACGUAUCUAAAACCAAGUCGACGGUAAAUACGCUCGUUAUUCAGUUUAAGUGACCAUCUCUCUCAGUAAACAACGAUUAUUCCUCCACCUAUCUACGGCUCCGGAAUCGGGAGGAUAGGUGUUCCCACCUGGGCUUCUGCUUCUGCAGUAGUGGAGUUAUGGACUCCGCCUACGUGUGUGAAUGGGAGAAACGUUCGAAGAGCACUCACUGUCCGUCCAUUCCACUGGUCUGCUCCUGGUCCUGCAGGAACCUUGUGGCAUUCACCACUGACCUGAAGACUGAUGAGGAUGACAAGGAUGUCAAUCAUAUGAUCCACAUCAUUGACACUGAGCACCCUUGGGAUGUCUUCUCCAUUAACUCUGGACAUGCUGAGGUCAUUUCCUGUCUGGAGUGGGACCAGUCAGGUUCAAGGCUGCUGUCAGCUGAUGGGGACGGUCACAUUAAGUGCUGGUCUAUGUCGAAUCACCUAGUCAACACCUGGAAGAACAUGCUGUCCAGUUCUGUGGACGGAGACCCCAUCGUUGCUCUGAGCUGGCUGCACAAUGGUGUCAAACUGGCGCUGCACGUGGAGAUGUCUGGUUCCACAAACUUUGGAGAGAAGUUCUCUCGAGUGAAGUUCUCUCCGUCUCUGACUCUGUUUGGCGGGAAGCCGAUGGAGGGUUGGUUGGCGGUGACCGUGAGUGGAUUGGUGACUGUGUCACUCCUGAAGCCAGGUGGCGCUCUGCUCACCGCCAGUGAGAGUCUUUGUCGGCUGAGAGGACGUGUGGCGCUGGCUGAUAUUGCCUUCACCGGAGGAGGAAACAUCGUGGUGGCAGCUACCGAUGGCAGCAGCUCCUCCCCCAUUCAGUUCUACAAGGUGGUGGUGAGUGUGGUGAGCGAAAAGUGUCGCAUUGACACCGAACUGCUGCCGUCACUCUUCCUGCGCUGCACAACCGACCCAAUGAGGCGAGACAAGUACCCGACUGUCACCCACUUGAAGUUCCUGACCAGAGAGAACUCCGAGCAGGUGCUGCUGUGUGCGUCCAAUCAGAGCGGCAGCAUCGUGGAGUGCUGGUCACUGAGGAAGGAGGGACUUCCUGUUAACAACAUCUUCCAGCACCGAUCGCCCGUUGUCGGGGAGAAGCAGCCGACCAUACUGAAAUGGAGGAUCCUGACCACCACCAGUGAUCUGGAGCGAGUGUCGGCCGUUGCUUUGCCCAAACUGCCGAUCUCCAUCUCCAACACUGACCUGAAGGUGGCGUCAGACACCAAAUUCUGCCCCGGACUUGGUCUUGCUCUGGCCUUUCAUGAUGGUAGCAUUCAGAUCCUUCACCGACUCUCCCUCCACACCAUGGGGGUUUUCCAUGGCUCCUCCUCCACACAGCGGCCUGGAGAUGAAGCCACCAUCAAACGCCAGAGGACCACAGGCCCCGGCCUGCACUUCAAGGCUCUGCAGUUCUCCUGGACGUCUUUGGCUCUGGCUGGAGUGGACAACCACGGCAAACUGCACAUGCUGCGAGUGUCCCCCUCCAUGGGCCAGAUGCUGGACAUGAACACAACGCUGCGCCACCUGCUGUUCUUGCUGGAGUACUGCAUGGUGACCGGCUACGACUGGUGGGAUGUGCUGCUCCAUGUGCAGCCCAACAUGGUGCACAACCUAGUGGAGAAGCUGCAUGAGGAGUACAUGAGGCAGAACCAAGCCCUGCAGCAGGUGUUGGCCACUCGAAUCGUAGCCGUCAAGGCGUCUCUUUGUAAACUCUCUACUGCAACAGCAGCACGGGCGUGCGACUUUCAUGCCAAACUGCUGCUCAUCGCCAUCAGCUCCACCCUAAAGUCUCUGCUUCGGCCGCAUGUCCUCAACACGCCUGACAAGAGUCCGGGCGAUCGCCUGACGGAGAUCUGCGCCAAAAACAGUGACACAGAUAUUGAUAAGGUGAUGAUCAAUCUGAAGACAGAGGAGUUUGUUCUGGAUGGACCUCCCCUUCAGUCCCUGCAGCAGCUCAUCCAGUGGGUGGGAGACUUUGUCCUUUACCUGCUGGCCAACCUUCCCAACCAGGGCUCUAUGGUCCGGCCUGGGUUUGGCUUCAUGAGGGACGGGGCGUCUCUGGGAAUGCUGAGGGAGAUGCUGGUGAUGAUCAGGAUCUGGGGUUUGCUGAAACCUGGCUGCCUCCCCACCUUCACGGCCACAUCAGACAACCAGGACAGCAUGCAGCUGCUGUUCAGAUUACUCACCAAGCUGUGGCUCUGCUCACGAGACGAUAGCCCCCCCCAGGAGCCUGACGAAAGCCUGAUAGAUGAGUGCUGCUUGCUGCCCAGUCAGCUCCUGGUUCCCAGUAUGGACUGGCUCCCAGUAAACGAUGGUGUCAUCGUAAAGCUGCAGGGAAAACACCCACUCAGGCUCCAGUUUGGAAAAGUGUCAUCUUUAACAGGAGCAGGAAGCACUGCCCCCCUGGAAGUGUUUGCUAG
Messenger RNA from Nothobranchius furzeri (turquoise killifish), 2992 nucleotides. The record is from RefSeq and is a predicted model, not a curated record. Lineage: Eukaryota; Metazoa; Chordata; Actinopteri; Cyprinodontiformes; Nothobranchiidae.